CCGCCACACAACCUACGGAUCGAUCCGCCCCUUCGCCCAACCCAAACUUGCAUGCCCUGUUCAUAAGUCGAGCGCACGCGCGUGAGGCGGCGGUGCUAGUCCGGGUGUCGCGGCGGCUGUGGCCUUCCACAUGGAGCACGGAAGCCUCCUCGCGUCCGCCGUCACCGUCGGCGUCGGCGUCGGCAUCGGCCUCGUGUCGGCGCGCCUGACCACCGCGUCCACCCCAGACGACGGCGGCGUCGCCGGCGCGGAGGUGGAGGCGGAGCUGCGCCGGCUGGUGGUCGACGGGCUCGACAGCGGCGUCACCUUCGACGACUUCCCCUACUACCUCAGCGAGGAGACGAAGCUGGCACUCACGAGCGCCGGGUACGCCUAUCUGAGCAAGAUAAACUUGCCCAGCCACAUCCGGGUCCUCUCCGCCGCCAGCCGCACCAUACUGCUCUGCGGCCCAUCAGAACCAUACCAGCAGUCGCUCGCCAAGGCUCUGGCACACCACUUCGACGCUCGCCUGCUGCUGCUCGACAUCGCCGAGUUCUCGCGCCAGAUCCAACACAAAUACGGGAGUGCAAGCAGUGCCCUGGUUCGUAAACGAUCCUUAACAGAGUCUGCCUUGGAUAAAGUGUCUGGUUUGGUUGGAUCUUUCAACUUUUUCUGCAAGAAGGAUGAGCCAGCAGACUCACUGAAAUAUGAAAAGAGCCUUCUGGAUUUGAGGACGAGUAAUUGCACUAAAACACCUUCAAUUCGGGUGCAUGUAUCUUUAUUGCCUGCUGCGUUUCUCCAUGAACCUUCGGAAGACUUGGGUCCAAUCAGACAAAGCUGGAAUUUAGAUGAGAAAAUUCUCAUAAAAUCUCUUUACAAGAUGAUAACUUCCGUUUCUGAAUGCAAUCCAGUUAUCGUUUACAUAAGGGAUGUCAACCUAUUACUUGGUGCUUCAGAUGCAGCAUGUUCAAUGUUCAAGAAAAUGUUGAGCAAACUGUCUGGACGAAUUUUGAUAAUUGGUUCAUACUUCCUCGAAUCUGAUGCAGAUGGUGAUGACGUUGAUGAGGUUGUCAGUGAUAUAUUCCCAUACAUUCUGGAGACUAAGCCUCCCAAGGAGGAGACUGAUCUUGUGAAAUGGAAAACCCAAAUAGAAGAAGAUACUAAGAAAACCAAGGGUCAAAUCUUUACAAAUAUGAUUGCAGAGGUGCUCUCCGCCAACAGUCUGAUCUGUGAUGAUUUGGACUCAUUAGAUCCAGAUGACGAUUUACAAACCAUUGCCAGCUAUGUGGAAGAAAUUAUGGCCCCAGCAGUCUCUUACCAUUUGAUGGAUAACAAGGUCCCUGAAUACAGAAACGGGAAGCUCAUUAUUCCUGCAGAGAGCUUAUCUCAUGGAUUAAGAAUUUUCCAAGAGAGCAGCAGCCUUGGAAAAGAUACAGUGGAACCAAAGGAUGUCGGAAAGAAGUCACAGGUUACUCCAGACAACGAAUUCGAAAAGCUGAUCCGACCAACUGUUGUACCGGCCAGUCAAAUAGGAGUCACAUUUGAUGACAUCGGAGCACUGGCUGAUAUAAAAGAGUCACUUCAGGAGCUUGUCAUGCUUCCACUUAAGCGGCCUGAACUUUUCAAUGGUGGUCUCCUGAAGCCAUGCAAGGGGAUUCUACUAUUUGGACCUCCAGGGACAGGGAAAACGAUGCUGGCCAAGGCUUUAGCAAAUGAAUCCGGAGCUAGCUUCUUGAACAUCUCCUUGUCCACCAUCAUGUCAAAAUAUUAUGGAGAUGCCGAGAAGACUAUCCGGGCUUUGUUCAGUCUGGCUACUAAACUUGCACCGGCCAUUAUUUUCGUGGAUGAGGUGGACAGCUUGUUAGGGCAGCGUGAUCGACGCAAUGAAAAUGAGCUCCCGCGAAGAAUCAAGAAUGAGUUCAUGACUCAUUGGGAUGGACUCUUGUCAAAGUCUAAUGAAAGGAUUCUUGUCCUUGCUGCAACAAACAGACCGUUUGACCUCGAUGAAGCGAUUGUUAGGAGGUUUGAGCACAGAAUAAUGGUCGGUCUCCCUGCUUUGGAAAGUAGAGAGUUGAUUUUGAAGAAGCUGCUAUCCAAAGAGAAGGUUGAAGAAGGUAUUGACUUUAAGGAGCUUGCAACAUCGACUGAAGGAUACAGUGGAAGUGAUCUGAAGAAUCUUUGUGUGACAGCUGCCUACCGCCCUGUUAGAGAGCUCAUUCAGAAAGAACAACACAAGGUAAAGGAUAAGAAGGAAAAUGCAGUGCAAGUUAAGGAGCCAGAAGCGCAGCCCAAAAGUCAGGGAGGCGCGGCACAAAGCUCACAAAGCAAGAAAGGCGAGAAUGUCAUGCCAGAAACCAAGCAAGGGGAGACAGAGAAAGGUGUCAAAGGCGCAACCGAAGGGACUGUCGCCCUCAGGCCGCUAACCAUGGAGGACUUGAGGCUGGCGAAGGAUCAAGUCGGCGCGAGCUUGGCUGGUGAGGGGUCUAUCAUGACUGCCCUAAAGGAAUGGAACGAGCUCUACGGCAAAGGCGGGUCGAGGAAGAAGGAGCAGCUCUCAUACUUCUUGUAGUGCAAGGUUGGGAGUUUGUAUAUACAUGUGUAUGUGCGGUUGAAUGUGAUUCGGCCCCUUGUUGACCUGACGAAGCGGAGGAAGUGCUUGCGAGCGAUGUUUAGCUGUACCCAUUGGAGGCUGUUUGUUUAAAUAGACCGGUCUUUGUAACAAAUAAUAGUUGUUGUGAAAAUCCCCUGUUGCAGGAAUAAUGUUGAACCUUGUUCUGGGAAUGAAUCGAUUAUCUUUGAA
Messenger RNA from Triticum aestivum (bread wheat), 2779 nucleotides. RefSeq names its product peroxisomal biogenesis factor 6. The transcript has 15 exons. Gene Ontology annotation, molecular function: ATP binding; ATP hydrolysis activity. Lineage: Eukaryota; Viridiplantae; Streptophyta; Magnoliopsida; Poales; Poaceae. Gene Ontology annotation, cellular component: mitochondrial outer membrane. The coding region runs from base 131 to 2548 and encodes 805 amino acids. The record is from RefSeq and is a predicted model, not a curated record.